This is a messenger RNA of Epinephelus lanceolatus (giant grouper), 1572 nucleotides long. RefSeq names its product XK, Kell blood group complex subunit-related family, member 9 (gene xkr9). Gene Ontology annotation, cellular component: membrane. The record is from RefSeq and is a predicted model, not a curated record. Lineage: Eukaryota; Metazoa; Chordata; Actinopteri; Perciformes; Serranidae.
UGAGGUGGAGCUUGUCAUGAGUUGGAAGGAAACAGAAAGAGAACUGCUGCAUGCCGAAGUGUUUGCCUCUGUGACCGUUCACUGCGGUCUACCAUGGGAAAAUAUACUGAUGAGUAGAAAUAUCACCUGGGCUGCUGACGACCAGCAUAAAACAGUCCACAGCAGCUUUUCUUCAGAUGCUUCGUCGCAAAAUGCCUCAGCCGGACAUUCAAUACACUAAACUGCGAUGGCUGUUAACCAUUGUUGGACUGGUCUUGUAUGUGGUGGACAUUUGCACAGACGUGGGACUGGCACUGAAAUAUUUUCUAGAGAAGAAUUUUGUGUGGACCGCACUGACUCUGGUGUUUGUUCUGGUGGGGCUGCUGGUGACGCAGAUCUUCAGUUAUGCCUGGUACAGGGAUGACAUGAAUGAAUUUCAGGCGGACACUGUGGGAGAACCGAGCAUAUCAACUAUACCAGGCAUGUCAACAGGUGGACUUGCUGUCCUGCACGUAUUUGGCAUGGGUAUCUUCACCAGGUAUUAUCACCUCCUGAACAAAAGCUUUAAAGUGGUUUGGAUGACGACAAAAUCAUACACAGUGGAAGAGAAGACAGAUGUGCACUACGAUCUGUUUGGCUUGGCGACAGAUCUGAGCAUGCUCAAACUGUUUGAGGCUUUCCUGGAGAGUGUUCCCCAACUGCUUCUUCAGCUUUACAUAUUGCUGGGUCAGAAUGAGCGAUACUCAGUCCUGCAGUAUUUAUCUCUGGCGUUCUCCUUCUUUAACAUCGCCUGGUCCCUGGUGGACUACCGCCGCUGCAUGCGCAGAGCCCACCCCCAAAUAACCGAGAUGCCCUCUGGCCUCCCCACAGUCGUCUACCUCCUCUACAAACUCUGCACCAUCACCAGCCACAUCCUCAGCUACACCCUCCUCCUCAUACUGAGCCCCUUCAGCACGAUAGCCCUCACUGUCCUCUGGCUGCUGGGCACAACCUGGGCAAAUGUACUUCAAACUGACUUCUGCUUAUCAAGAGGGCUUGAGUUUCUUUACCGAGCAGUCGUCGGAUUCAUCCUCACCUUUACCUUUUUCAACGUCAAAGGACAGGACACCAAAGUAGCCAUGACUAUCUACUACAUUUUCUAUGUUGGCAUAAACAUUUUAGCUCCGUCGCUGCUGGCUUUGUUGAAACCAGAGUUACAGACAGCUGUGUAUUUGCUGUCGGUCUGUGGUUUGAUCGUUGGCGGUUCAGUGCUGGGGCUGGUGUGUCUUGUGCUUUACUACCUCCUGCUGCAUCCUAGAGAGAAGCAGCAACGUGUGUCAGACGAGGUGGACGGUCUGGGGAAGGAAACACAGACCACAAGGAGAAUGAGGAACUUUUUACAGCCUUGAUGAUGUAAUUCCAAGCUAAGAAAAAAACGAGGAAUCUGAAACUACUGAACAUUUUGACAAGGAAAAGACAGAUGUCAUCUUGAUAUUGUGCUCGCUAUUCAUCAUAAACUAACGCUGCUAUUAGUUAUUGACCAUAUUCUGAGGAAAGUUUGCUUUUUUAUUACUGAUACAAAUAACUAACAAAGCAAUUAAGUGUAAUAUAGUA